UUAAGAUGCAGUGUGAUUCCACAUCGAUGACUGCGAUUCUUCGCGUCUCUACUCCUUUCAGAGGGCGAGUUUACGCCCUAGGACAUCCACACGAUUGCUAUGCUCUGACUGCAGGGGGCAACGGAGAAAUCGCUAUCACACUUCCACUUCAUGGGCGAAAUUGUGGUACAAAGAACUUGGGAAACGGAACAUUCAUUAAUAAUAUAGUCGUACAACAUCAUCCUGUUGUUCUGAAGAAUAGUGACCGCCGUGUUGAAGUAGCGUGCGAUUAUGAUGAAAUCAAAAGAAGACUGAGAACUGGAAAGGAGGUGGAAGAAGG
Messenger RNA from Limulus polyphemus (Atlantic horseshoe crab), 319 nucleotides. RefSeq lists its product as uncharacterized. Lineage: Eukaryota; Metazoa; Arthropoda; Merostomata; Xiphosura; Limulidae. The transcript has 2 exons. The annotation marks the transcript as partial. The record is from RefSeq and is a predicted model, not a curated record.